Molecule: messenger RNA, 1930 nt
Organism: Spea bombifrons (plains spadefoot toad)
Lineage: Eukaryota; Metazoa; Chordata; Amphibia; Anura; Pelobatidae
Product: sialic acid-binding Ig-like lectin 10
Exons: 11
Coding region: 1-1926 (641 amino acids)
Source: RefSeq, a predicted model, not a curated record
AUGGGGUCUAUAGAGAAUGUUGACAGUGAGUUUCCAGGAUACGACAUUUUGUUACCGCAAUCACCGGUUGAAGCCCAGAGGGGGCUGUGCGUCCACAUUCCGUGCUCUUUCAUCGUACCGAACCAGUUAACUUCAAGUGAUACAGGAUACUGGUGUAAAGAUACCACCUGCUCUGCGAAGAAGGCCAUCGCUUCUAAAACCGGCAACGGUCCCAACACCAAUACCCGGCUCCUCCUGACGGGGGAUGUGAGUAAACGGGACUGCUCCCUCAGCAUCAACGACCUUCAAUCCGGAGAUGGCGGAACCUACCAGUUCAGGAUAGAAAAUUCAACUAAGUAUAACUACAUGAAAACGAUCGAAGUUAAAGUGACAGAACUUACAGAUAAACCUGAAAUCUCUCCUGAGGGGGCACUGAUGGCCGGCAGAGAGGUCACCCUGACCUGUUUCAGUCCCGGCAGAUGCGCUGGGUCUUCUCCAGACAUCACAUGGAAAGGAACAGAGCUGUUAAAUAAUGUAACAUUUCAGCCAGGAUCUGUGGAUUAUGGAGAAGGCAACAAGACGUUCUACUCAAACAUCACGUUCACCCCGACCAGGAAAAACAACAACGUUCUGCUGACAUGUAGCGUGACCUUCAGAUAUGGACCUUCAACCAACAACGAAACCAGAUUAAACGUUGAGUAUCCUCCUGAACUGAAUAUUAACAUCACAGGAUCUCCGUACACAGAGAAGGAAGGAUACUUUGCAGUGAAGGAAGGAGGGAACGUCGAUCUGAUCUGCGCAGUAGACAGUAACCCGGAAUCUAAGAUUGAAUGGGUAAAAGGUGGCUUAACAACAUAUGGAACAGGCAAGACGCUGAUCCGUAAACUGCAAACGGUCUCUCCCAACGACACCGGAAUAUACACGUGCACGGCACAGAAUACAUUGGACAGAAUCAGCAAGUCCAUUCGUAUCACCGUGGAGUAUGGCCCAAGAACACCAAGGAUCUCCAAUGCAAGUGGUAGUACUUUAGAUGGAAGUUCCAAAGUUUAUGCCCCGGAGGCAUCAUCUCUAACAUUAUUCUGCUCUGCCGAAAGUGUCCCACCAGCUGACCUGUCCUGGAUAAUGCCUAACAACACUAUGUUGGCUUCCCCAAAUGGACGACUAACUUUGACCCAUGUGUCGUCCCGUGACGAAGGAAACUACACGUGCAAGGCCAACAAUUCCUAUUCAGAGUCGACAAGGACUAUCACAGUCGUGAUGACAUAUAAACCAAAACCAGUGGAAGGGAAGAAUUCAAGCUGCUCAAAGAAAGAAAACCUUAUCCAAUGCAGUUGCUCGAUCCAGUCGUUUCCGACGGCAAACCUCAGAUGGAUGGUCAACCAAAAAUUUUAUAACUCUACUUCCAAAAGCGAGAACAUCGAGAUAAAAACCGAGCAGCGCGAGGCAGUGACUAACAGCACCUUGCUUCUGGAGACAACAAACGGACAAAAUUACGUAAUCCAGUGUCAGAGUACUAAUGAGAUUGGUGUUCUCAAUUUGCAGCUUUUUAACGAGCAAGAUGGAGGUAGCUCGUCCAUCGCUGUUGGUAUCGUCUGUGGAGUCGUCAUCAUAGUUCUGCUGUUGGUGACAGCAGGACUAGUACUGAAGUUCUUCCGAAAUAAGAAACAAUCAGAGAAAGCAGGAAGCAUGCAGAACUCCAUUGUGAAUGGCUCAGAAGCAAUUUACUGCAACACAACUCCUGAAACAACCAUGAAUUUCCAGAAGCUGCCACCAGACCAGGAGACGAUGGCAGAAGACAGAUCCGUGCGCAUGAACGUUGACCAUGAGUUACAAUACGCGACCCUGGAUUUUUCAAAGAUGAAGCCACGAAUCAAGGCUGAACCGGAAGAAAUAGAAUAUUCGGAGAUCAAACGCACACAAAAAUCUGAGAAUUCCACUGCCGAAUAAAAAA